GAUUUUGAGCUAGAUACUGAUUUUAUUUUUCAGGCGAUAGAUGGGCGAUGUUGCUGUGGAGAGCAAUGCGGCGAUUUCAGAGGCUGUCGCUGAGUUGAACAUGGAUUCCAAGCCGUCGGUUCAAGAUCCCACCGAGAAUCCGACACCAAACGUCGCUGAAGAUGACGAUGAAGAAGAUUUUGUGGAUCCUUGGACUGUCAAAACAACGUCGGCAAGAGGAAUCGACAAAGCGAAACUUAUCGAGAGGUUCGGGAGUUCUAAAAUUGACCAGCCAUUGCUGGAAAAAUUAGAAGCAGUCACUGGAAAAAAGUGCCACAGGUUUUUGAGACGCGGUCUCUUCUUUUCACACCGGGAUUUCAACUGGAUUCUGUCGCGCUAUGAGAAAGAAGAGCCAUUCUAUCUAUACACUGGAAGGGGUCCCAGCAGUGACUCGAUGCAUGUAGGACACCUGAUUCCAUUCGUGAUGACAAAGUGGCUUCAGGACAUGUUUGACGUGCCGUUGGUCAUUCAACUAACGGACGAUGAAAAGUCACUAUGGAAAGGUCUGUCCAGAAAGGAGGCCAUGAAACUUGCACGCGAGAACACCAAAGACAUAAUCGCUUGCGGUUUUGACGUGGAUAAAACCUUCAUUUUUAGCGACUACCAAUACAUGGGCCAACGACCCGAGUUUUACGGAAACAUAAUUGACAUUCAAAGAUGUGUAACUUUCAACCAGGUCAAGGGAAUCUUUGGUUUCGGUGACAGUGAUUGUAUUGGAAAAAUAGCGUUUCCGGCCGUGCAGGCGGCCCCGGCUGUCGCCAGUUCGUUUCCGGAUACAUUCGGGGAGAAUAAAUCGGUGCCUUGUCUGAUUCCGUGUGCAAUUGACCAGGAUCCCUACUUCAGAAUGACGAGAGACGUCGCACCCAGAGUGGGUUUCCCCAAACCGGCUCUGCUGCACUCGACAUUUUUUCCAGCUCUGCAGGGAGCUCAGUGCAAGAUGUCAGCGAGUGACGAAACCUCUUCGAUUUUUCUUACAGACACAGCCAAAAAGAUAAAGACUAAAAUCAAUAAGUAUGCGUUCUCUGGCGGACAAGCUACGGUAGAAGAACAUCGAGAGAUAGGCGGCAACUGUGAUGUAGAUAUAGCCUACCAGUAUCUCACGUUUUUCCUGGAAGACGACGAAGAGCUGGAACAAGUAAGACAAGAUUACACCAGUGGAAAAUUACUAACGGGUGAAUUGAAAGCUAAAUUGAUCGGUUUGUUGCAAGAAAUAGUUGCUGAUCAUCAGAAACUUAGAGCGGAGGUUACGGAAGAUGUUAUUGAUGAGUUUAUGCGACCGAGAAAGCUCAAGUCGAGGUUUGAGACCAAAAAAUGAGCCUUGAAAAUGCAAGAAUUAAUUUUGUAAAAUGCUUCGAUUGUGAAAGGGCUAAUGAAUGUAAUAUUUGUUUUAUAUGAAAUGAGCUUUAAAAAUACUCGAAUCUUCAAAGUAAAUCAGCCGUGAGAGAUUAGUUUGCUUUGAAACCAGCAAAUGCUGGUUUCAAAGAAAGUAAGGGUAUUUUAUAGUGCUCAGAG
Messenger RNA from Symsagittifera roscoffensis, 1551 nucleotides. Its product is annotated as tryptophan--tRNA ligase, cytoplasmic-like. The record is from RefSeq and is a predicted model, not a curated record. NCBI's taxonomy places the organism in Eukaryota, Metazoa, Xenacoelomorpha, Acoela, Convolutidae. The coding region runs from base 41 to 1354 and encodes 437 amino acids. Gene Ontology annotation, molecular function: tryptophan-tRNA ligase activity; ATP binding. Gene Ontology annotation, biological process: tryptophanyl-tRNA aminoacylation. Gene Ontology annotation, cellular component: cytoplasm. The transcript has 3 exons.